AAUAUAGCGUUAGCAAAGAUGUCGAAAUUGAGAGAGUUCACCGCACUGGUGAAAUAAAAAAACGGUGGACGACCAAGGACUAUAAUACUAAAUCUUCAGAAAUAUGAAGACAAAGUAAGAAUAUUGAAGGAAUCGUAUUGACUCAAAGACACAAAUACACAUAAUAUGAAUUUAAAUUUACUUUAACGUUUUAAAUCUUUGCUUUUUCGUGAAAUAAAACUAAAAAAAGAAAAAGAAAACUUAGAAUUGAGGCAGUGAGCAAUGAAAAAAAUAGUUGGUUUGCUGUUUACUUUAGUAUUAAUGUACUAUUUUAUCAUUAAUAAAGUAAGUUAUCUAAGAGCGAUUAAAUUUUAUAUAUACCCACGGUGUGCUAUUCAACGAAGAAAUAAUACAAUGCUUUACAGUUUAAUUACUUCAAAUCUUACCAGGAAGUAUUCUUAUUUAAAAAAACCAUGUUGGAAAAAUGUUUUUGCUCUUAAUAAAAACAACGUUACAGUUUCUUCGCCGCAUAAUGUACUCUGUUUAUUUAAACCUGUGAAGAUAAAAACUAAAAAACAAUACAAAAAACAGAUUGUAGUUUUAGGCAUCGGUGUUCAUUUGGGACCAGCAGCCGACAAUAAAGAGGUUUUACCAAAAGCAGGUUUUAAGUUUAUUAGUUGGGAAUCCAGAGAUAAGCAAUAUUAUGGACUACAGAAAAAGCUAAUUCAUGGUUAUUCUAAAGAACAUUUGAAAUUAACGCAAGAAACGUUUUGGAAUGCUUACAAAGAUGAUCCUGAACUAAAAGAAGCUGAUAUUAUUGUGUGUGGAUUUGAUGUAUGGCAUUGCUUAAUAUUUGCUCCAUUUAAUAAAAAAAUUGUAAUAAAUAGUAAUUACAGGUUUGAUGGACACAUAGCAACAUCAUACGAAGAUAUGAUUGAGUUACAAAAAGAAUUGUAUGAUGCUGUACGAUAUAAUCCUGAUGUCAUUAUGGCUGGUGGUAUUCUUUAUGAUGUAAUGUAUCAACAGCAUUAUCUUGGUUCACAUAAAAUAAUACCAUUACCUGCAUCAUGUGAAUAUGUUCAAAGUCGAAUAAAACAAGAACUCCAAGAAGAAGAAAACUGUAUAAGUGAAUGUGAAAAAACUAAUAACAAAACGUUAGUUAUAAUAUUUCCACAUCGUUUGUCAAAUGGUGGGGAAAAGAUUGCUAAUGAAAUUAUAAAAGAAGCAAGAAAAAAAGAAAGAACUUUUGAAAUAAAACAUUUUAACGAAUGUUUUCCAAAAGGAUAUAAUUAUUGUCAACUGGAUCAAUUUGAUGUUGCAAUAAUGUUAGGAUAUUCUGUGAUGUCAUAUUUCAAUUGUGAAGUAGUUAAUACAGGUAUUCCAAUGCUUGUACCAACACCGAAGUUAUAUGCUAACUACGAAAAACUGCACCAUCUUGUCGAAGAACGAAAACAAAGGUUAGACUAUACCUCUUAUGAUGCCAUGAAGCAGAGCAGCAGAUCUUUAAAUUACGGGUACAAUCCUAAUGACGAUUUUGAUGAGAGAGCCCUUCAACGUUGGCUCAGUUAUUCAGACUACUAUUAUUACGGUGGGGUUGAACUCUUCAAUAAUUAUGACAAUUUGUUCAACAAACUUUCUACUAUAAACCUCUUAAACUUAAAUCUAAAAGCUUAUGUACAUCGUAUCGAGAACGCUAAAAUUGGUGUUGAACAUUGGCAAGCCAUUGGAAGGUACUUUUUUGGUGAAGCUGAUUUUCCUCAUGAAAAAACGGUUAUACCAAAUACAUUGAAAGAAGGUUUAGAAAUGUGGAAAAAAGCUGUUAGUAGACCUAAUUUUACGUCAACUGGUGGAAAAUAUUUUGACGGCCUUCCCAUUGUUACUGUUAUGCUUGAUGAUUUAAAUGGAAUUAUACCAGAGUGUUCAAAGUUUAAACAUGUUAAAAUUUUGUUGUUAGCAAAUAGAACUGAAAUAGUUAAUGAAUGUCAUUUGUUAAACUAUGAAACCCUUUUAGAGAAGUUAGAAUUAAAAAUAAUUUUUGGUAAAAGUUUAACAAGUUUAAUAAAAUGGCACAGAGUCGCAGUGGUUAUGUAUGCAGUUUCUCAACAAGCAAGUAAAAUAACUAUUUUUUCUAGGUUAGGAAGUGAUUCUAGAGAAUGUUAUAUUUCAAAUGAGUUUGAGUUCCUUAAAUUCGCUAAAUCAUGGACAAUGUCAGUUUAUGAUUCGACUCAAUAUUGGUAUAUUUUUGCACCAGAAAAUAAUCAAGUAUUUAAAUAUUGGCUCAAAACUCUGUCCUCAUUUACUAGUGAGCUUGAUAAAACAUCGCUAACAAAAUGCCGACAUUUAUUUCAAAAUAAUAAAAGUAUUUUUUCCAAAGAAGAAAUUAAAUACCUGAGUUCAUAUUUGCAAUAUUGGAAUAGCGAUGAAACUGAAAGUUUUUUUCAUGUUAUUGAUCAGUUAAACUUUGAGCUUGCAGUUCGUGGCUAUCUUUCGAAACUACAUGCCAAACUCCAUCGGUGGCUAUUGCACAACCUUGUGCAAUUGGGUUAUUAUCAACUGCCGUUGAUAAUUAAGUCAAUUAAAAAUUAGCUUUUAUUUCUAUAUAUUUUGAAAAUAUUUUAAAUUAUUUUAUCUAUGAAUGAAAGAUUUGGUUACAAAGCGUUAUGAAUGUCUGCAAUACUAGUAUUCUAAUUAAUAACUAAUAAUUAAUAUUCACGUUUUGAAUUUAAACUACUUAAAUACAUGUUUCUGUCCUGCGUAAAUCGAAAGAAAAAAAAAGAAUAAAAUAGAAGACUCAUUAAAAAAAACUCAAAUUUUUCGGAUGGACAAACUUUCUCAAAAUGUUUUAAUAACGGCAUUAUAUAUUUUGAGUCAGUAAAUCUGGCAACAACAAAAAAAUUGUGUUGGCUUUAUUGAAAUCUUUACUAAAUAUCGCUAAACUUUGUUUAACCAUAGUCGUAUUAUACAUCUUAUAUUAUGACUAUGGGUUAACCAACUGUGGUUGUUUUU
This is a messenger RNA of Hydra vulgaris (swiftwater hydra), 2985 nucleotides long. RefSeq lists its product as uncharacterized. The record is from RefSeq and is a predicted model, not a curated record. NCBI's taxonomy places the organism in Eukaryota, Metazoa, Cnidaria, Hydrozoa, Anthoathecata, Hydridae.